AUGGGGAAAGGUUUCUUCAUCAGUAAACCUGUCGGAGUAGUGGCGAUCAUCCUGGGUGCAGGGGCCUUGGCUACGAUCAUAGCUCUGUCUGUUGUUUACGCACAGGAAAAGGCAAAAAAUAAUGAGGUCACCCCUGGAACAACAACAACCAAACCCCCUGUCACGACACCUGCCCCGUCCAAUGAACCCUGGGACAAAUAUCGGCUGCCCAAGAACCUGGUGCCAGACCACUAUAACGUCACCCUGCACCCGCGACUGACUCAAGAUGAAACAACUAAACUCUUCAUCUUCACUGGUGUGUCCAGUGUGGAGUUUGUGUGCACUGAGGAGACGGACCUGAUUCUCAUCCACUCCAAUAAGUUGAACUACACUAAGUUGGAGAAUGGCUUCCUUGCGAGGCUCACCUCAGCUAGCGGGGCCAAAGUUCCCACAAUCAAGUCUUCCUGGCACCAGACUGUGACUCAGUAUCUGGUCGUGCAGCUGGAUGGUAAACUGAUGAAGGACCAGAGGUAUCAUCUCUACACUGAGUUUACUGGAGAGCUGGCUGAUGACCUGGGAGGCUUCUACAGGAGUGAAUACAAGGAGGAUGGAAAGACAAGGGUUGUUGCUACGACUCAGAUGCAGCCGACAGAUGCCAGGAAGGCUUUCCCCUGUUUUGACGAGCCAGCUAUGAAAGCUGUUUUCCACAUCACGCUGAAGCACGACAAAGGAACUGUAGCCCUGUCCAAUGGCGAGGUAAAAGAAACAAGCACUGAUGAACGUAAUCUGCAGACGACAGUUUUUGAGCCAACUGAGAAGAUGUCCACCUACCUGUUGGCGUUCAUCGUCUGCGACUUUGCCUCUAUCAAUAGCACCACUGAUGACGUCUUGAUCCGUAUCUUUGCCCGGAAGUCUGCUAUUAAUGCUGGUCAAGGAGUGUACGCCCUCAACAAAACCGGACCCAUCCUGAAGUUCUUCCAGGAGUAUUACAAUUACAGAUACCCUCUGCCCAAGUCUGAUCAGAUAGCUCUGCCAGACUUUAAUGCUGGAGCCAUGGAGAACUGGGGUCUGAUCACGUACAGAGAGACAGCGCUGCUCUACGACAAGACGUUCUCCUCCAACUCCAACAAGCAGAGGAUUGCCACCAUCAUCGCUCAUGAACUGGCUCACAUGUGGUUUGGUAAUCUGGUGACCCUGAAGUGGUGGAACGACUUGUGGCUUAAUGAAGGUUUUGCUUCAUAUGUGGAGUACCUGGGAGCAGACCACGCUGAACCAGACUGGAAUGUGAAAGACCUCAUCGUGCUCAGUGACGUCCACAGGGUGUUUGCCGUCGAUGCCCUGGCCUCCUCUCACCCUCUGUCCUCUAAAGAGGAGGACAUACAGAAACCAGAACAGAUCAGCGAGCUGUUUGAUGCCAUCUCAUACAGCAAGGGAGCGUCUGUUCUGAGGAUGUUGUCAAAUUUCCUCACUGAGGAAGUCUUCACAAGUGGACUCAGGACCUACCUGGCUAAAUUUGCAUUUGGGAACACCGUCUACACAGACCUGUGGGAUCAUCUGCAGAUGGCUGCUGUGGCUAAUGAGUCUGAUCUUCCUGACACUGUCCAUAACAUCAUGAACACCUGGGUGCUGCAGAUGGGCUUUCCUGUGGUUACUAUAAAUACCACAACUGGGACCGUAUCCCAGAAGCACUUUCUCUUGGAUCCAGACUCGAUUGUCACCACUGAAUCUCCCUUUAACUAUCAAUGGGUCGUUCCAAUCCAGUGGAUGAAGACUAAAGUUCCCCAGGGACUGAAAUGGCUAAAGAUUAAAUCAGACACAAUUAAUGAAAUGAAGGCAACACAAAGUGACUGGGUGCUGGCCAAUCUGGACGUGGUGGGUUACUACAGAGUCAACUAUGACCAGGCCAACUGGGACAAACUCCUUAAUGCUCUGAGGACCAAUCAUAAGGAUAUUCCGGUGAUCAACAGAGCUCAGCUGAUUGAUGAUGCCUUUAACAUGGCCAGAGCAAAGAUCGUUCCUACUGAACUGGCCCUCGAAACCACCACGUACCUGAACAUGGAGAGAGACUAUAUGCCCUGGGAGUCGGCCCUCAACAACCUGGACUUCUUCUACCUCAUGUUUGACCGCAGUGAGGUUUAUGGUCCCAUGCAGGCUUAUCUGAGGAAACAGGUCAAACCUCUGUUUCUACACUUUAAGAACAUAACUGACAACUGGACUGACGUACCUGAUGGACACAUGGACCAGUACAAUCAGGUGAAUGCUAUCAGCCUGGCUUGCAGGACAGGUGUCGAGGAAUGUCAAAAUCUGACCAAGACAUGGUUCAAACAGUGGAUGGACACGGACGAAAACCAGAUCAACCCCAACCUGCGCUCCACUGUGUACUGUAACGCCAUCGCAGCAGGCGGUGCUGAUGAGUGGGAGUUUGCCUGGUCGCAAUUCCUAAACACCACCAUCGCCAGUGAAGCCGAAAAACUCCGCUCUGCCCUGGCGUGCACGAAGCAGCCCUGGCUGCUCAACAGGUACCUGGAGUAUACUCUGGAUCCAGACUUGAUCCGAAAGCAGGAUGCCACCUCCACCAUUGUCUACAUUGCCAACAACGUGGUUGGUCAGCCUCUGGCGUGGGACUUCGUCCGGGCUCGGUGGUCGUACAUUUUCACUCAGUAUGGUGGUGGAUCUUUCUCCUUCUCCAACCUCAUCAACGGAGUCACCAAACGCUUCUCCACUGCAUUUGAGCUUCAGCAGCUGAAGCAGUUUAAGGAGGACAACUCUGAGGUGGGUUUCGGCUCGGGGACUCUGGCGGUGGAUCAGUCCAUUGAGAGAACCACCAGCAACAUCAAAUGGAUCGCAGAGAACCAGGAGAACGUUCUGAAAUGGUUCGACGAUAACAAGCCUAAGUACUAAUACUGGUUAUUUGUGCUUCAUGCAAUUUAAGAGGUUUCUUUUUUUCCAUCAAAAAUGCUUGGAGGAGGAGUUUUCACACUUCAAUGAAAAGCAGAUUUACUCUAGCUCCUCUUCUGUAAGGACGUACCCAAAUCCGCUCACAUUAUUCGGGAAAGCACAGAUAACGUGAUGGAAACUGAUAUUACUUCUUUUAUUCUUUUUUGUACAUCGCUUCAGGAACUCUUUUAUUUCAAGAGUUUUCUAGAUAUUUAAGAAAUUUCCUCUCCUGACACAAAGUAAUUUAUGUCAAAACUGAAUUGUUAUUGAACAUUAUAUUUUUUUUAUUUAUUGUUCAAACUGGAUUUUUUUUCUGGACGUGACAGAAUAUUUAAACAUCACAAGUCAAGCUGAGCUAAUGUUUAUAUUCAGCUUCAACCUUUGAUUUGACAGAAUCAGAGAUGAUCUUCUGUUUCUUUGGCUCCAUGUAGCAAACAUAGCUGUGGUUAUACAUAAUGUCUCCAGAAAAUCUCAUUCGCUUUACAGCUAAUUCACAUCAACCAUGUACAAUUUUAUAAACUGGAUAUAUGUAAAUAUGUGCACCUUUAAAAAUGAAAUGCUACAUCUCCUGUGUCCACAGAAUUUUGCUGUGAAUUUAAAAGCACAAUUUAAAAGAAAGAUCAUUUUAGAGACAACGAUUUCCAUUCUGUGCGGACGCUGGAUAUUUUUUAAUAUUUGAUUGUACUCUAU
Messenger RNA from Plectropomus leopardus (leopard coralgrouper), 3606 nucleotides. RefSeq names its product aminopeptidase N-like. The record is from RefSeq and is a predicted model, not a curated record. Gene Ontology annotation, molecular function: zinc ion binding; metalloaminopeptidase activity; peptide binding. Gene Ontology annotation, biological process: proteolysis; peptide catabolic process. Gene Ontology annotation, cellular component: plasma membrane; cytoplasm. Lineage: Eukaryota; Metazoa; Chordata; Actinopteri; Perciformes; Serranidae.